ACUAAAAAACUCAAACAUUCUUUAAGAAAUCUUUCAUUGUAGAUUAUUGUUAAAAAUUCAAAACUUUUUCCAUACUACUUAGAAAACGAAAUGUCACAUACAUCUAGUAAGUAAAAUGUCAGAAGCCUUGUUCUUUGCGACUAUGUCUUGAUUUAUAUCUGACCUCUUUAGAACCAGCAACAAGCACGAAUAUGAACAAAUCUUCGGACUCAAGCAUCGUAUCCACCCAAGAUAAGGUAGUAAUGGUCUAUAUUCUUAUACAAUAUCCAUACAGUUAUUAUAAUAGGCAACAGUUGAAUUAUCGGCACAAAAAAUGAAGCGAAGUAGUUCUAGCGAUAUUCAAAUGGAAGUAAAAAAAACCAUGGUUAAUCAUGAGCAUUCAGACCAAAAGAAUCAAUUGAUUGCUGCUGCACCGCCUGCAAUUAAAUUUGUUAGCGCAGCUACGCUAGUCAGCUUGACACAAACGAGCAACAAUACGAUACCAGAAAUAUCUGACGAAGAAUUACUUGAAAUGGCUUUGAUGCUUGAAAAACAACAAAAACAACAACAAUAA
Rotaria sordida is the source of this 553-nucleotide messenger RNA. NCBI's taxonomy places the organism in Eukaryota, Metazoa, Rotifera, Eurotatoria, Philodinida, Philodinidae. The record is from the annotation of a GenBank genome assembly.